AUGCGUUAGAUGAAGUCAGAGUGGGAGUGGAGAGAGGGGGUGAGUGUAUGUGGUGCCAGAAAGAGAGGAGAGCUAGGCAAUGAGAGAGCUUGAGGGAGAUGAUAGAGUGGGAGUGACAGAGUGCGAGAUAAUGGAGGUGCAGUCUGAGUGUGCAGAUCCUCCUGUGGUCCCUCAGUGUGACCCCCAGCCAACGGGGAAGAUCAACAAAGCUGCCUUCAAACUCUUUGGAAAGCGACGUACUGGCUCCGGAGUGGCCAGCUUCUUCUCCUUCAGGAACAAAGGGGCCACAAGCAACAAUGGAAAUUCUGACAAUGGGAAUUCUUUGAAUGGAAACAGCUCAACAACAGAAGUGGAGCUUAUCAGGAGCAAAACCUAUGACGGACUUACAAACUCCAACAAUGAUACUGACGGACAGCGAGGGGAAGGGCUUGCCAGCCAGGAGGCAGGACCGGUGAGGUCUCUCAGCAAAUCGUUGAGUUUCUUCUCUCUCCUCCGACGCGGAAGUUUUAGGUCGGGUGAAAAUGGAGGAUCAGGACUUGUCAGAAGAGGGAGGGGCCUCAAGGGAUUUUUUAGCAGCAUGCGAUGGAGACGCAAAACAAAUGAUGGAGACGGGGAAGAGGUGGAAGCUAACAAAGAGCAAGAUGGGGAUAGUACCAGCUCUGAAAAGGCGAAGGAUAUCACUCUCACCCUUGAACCACCUCCACAUCAUCACCCGGAGGAUUGUGGGAAGACCGAGGCAGAACCUAACCUCCAAGCAACAGAGACUCCUAUUACUCGUGUUACCCUGACACCUUCACACUGUGUUGUCAUGACAGGACCAUCUGUUGAGCCAGACCCCCCCUUUCCUUACACACCCACUGACUCGCCACUGCACCCUACUAUUCAAAAAGCCAAAGCCUCAGUUUCCAGCCUCUCCCCUUCCCUCGCUACACCUCCAUUGGAUCGCUGCAGCGCGGGUGACCCACCCUCAGAACCGUCCGUGGACAGACUGUGUUCUCUCCUCUUCACUGACGUCACAUCCCUCAAAAGCUUCGAUUCACUGACGGGCUGUGGUGACAUUAUUGCCGAUGCAGACGACGAGGGAGCAGCAGGUAAUGGGGGCAGUGGCACGAGCAGCAGCAGCAGUGGAGGAGGAGGAGGAGGGGGUAGUGUGGGAGCAGGUGUUGGGAGAGUUGUUGGUAUCACCGGCGCCACAUCCUGUGUAUCCCCGUCCAAACCGCCUCUACCCUCCCAGCUGACCCAGCACAUGUUCUCUGUUUCCUCAAGCUCAGUGCCUGUCUCCCUCCCAGCCCGGGCUCGGGCGCCACCUCCGCCACAGCAGCACCCAGCUGGUAGUGGUGUGGUGGCUUAUAUGGGUGGAGGGGAAGAAAUGGCGAGUCCAGAGGGAGUAGACGAUGCAGACAUGCAGGGGCUGUGGCACAUGCUGCCCUCCACCGGGGACAACUCUCCCGCUUUGCCCCGAUCACACCAACCUCCCUCCACCACCCCCACAUCCACUUUCCCCCCUCAUACCAACCCCUCAAGCAGCCACUUCCCUCUAGCUUCCAGAAGUUCAGACCGAAAGGUCAAGGCACUGGGACUCAGUAAGAUUCCAAUAGUUGGCGCGGCGGGAAGUCGACCGGCUAAAUCUGCCCACCCUCACACACACGGUCGUCAUCCAACAUCACCCGGAGAUAAAGAGCUGCUCAGUGACGAGGGCUACUGUGACACACCCUCAGCGACACCCACGGCAACACCUGAUGAAAGCGGGCUGCAGCGUAACCAGAAGAUGGCUCUGUCACGUGACAGCUACUCUGGAGACCAACUGUAUGACCUUUACGAUGACCCUGAGGAGCAAGGGGAUAACGAAGAGCAGGAUGGAGAUGACGAUCUAAACAGCACCCCAUCUCCGUCUACUGAAUACAAACUAAGCCCCACAUCUCAGACAACUAUUCCUUCCUCCUCUUCCUCUUCCUCGUUCCAAUCACUGAAAGGCAGCACCAGCCUUCCUCGGGAAUCCAAGAUCCCGGUAAGCUGCAGACAAAUGUCACCUCCCUCCUCUGUGAGCCAGUCAGCCCUGUCAUCUGUUCUAGAGGCUGAAUCUCUUCCACCAAAGACUGAAGCGCCUCCCUCAGCUCGCACCAGAAUCCCUGUAUCCAAGGUGCCUGUCCGUCGUUCGGGAAACAAACCUGGCAACAGGGGAUCUGCCCACAAGAAGUAGUUGUUCUCUAUGGAUUCGAAUGUGCUGUUUAUGCAGAGCCAAAAUUUUUCCCAGACUGGGAAAUAUGUUGAGCCGUGGAGUUAACAGCCCAUAAAUUGUUCUCAAAACUUAAAAGCACCCGUUCCUUUAAUGUUUUCGCUUUCAGCAAAUAGAAAAAAGUGGUUUUGUGCACUUGAGAAAGUCGCAAGGAGACUCCAAAAAACUGGGUUAACUCUUCAUGACCCUCACAGGAAGUUUGGAGGUUGACUCUUGACAAUCUAUGGACACAUUUGCCUUUUACCUCCCUGGAAAAACCUCUAAACUACUGACACUUGGAUUCAAAAGCAGAAAAGAGAGGAGCUUUUUUUUUAUUAUUAAAUCCGUCAUAUUUUACUUGAUGAAUUCCACAUGACAUAAUUUAAUUUGUUCAUAAGGACCUAAUUUAAUCAAAAAAUAUUUUAGUUUCAUCAUAUUGUCUAAUCCGUAACAAAUUACCUCCUAAUCCUCUGAGUUUAGAGCCAAAGUUUAUGAAACAGUCUCCUUAUUUAACCUCCUCUGAUAGUCUGCAAAAGACUCAACAGUAAUCCACAGCCUGGGACAACCCUCGCCUUUGUUGCGUCAGUUUUGCUUCUCGAAAAAUGACCCUUUUCUUUUCUGUCUGCACAAUGAAUGAAAAUGUAUGUGCGUAUUAUGAACACGAACGGCCUUUUAUUGAGUUUCUGCUUUGCAGCUACAAUUCAAGACGAUAUCGUUUUGUUUUUUUGGUGGGAAGACCUUUUACUUUUCUUAUUUUGAACAUUAAAUGGAUUCAGCCUGUUACUUCUGGAUCUCACCUACACCCAAAUGCAUCUCUGGAAGUACACCCACCAGACGUCAAAUCUCUGGGAUUUACAACUGUUGACUAACCUGAAAAACUAUCGCAAUACCAUACCAGGUGGAGGGAACCCUUGCACUAAUGCUUCAAGACACAGACACACACAGACACACACAGACACACACAGACACACAAUUCAUUCUCUGCUCCCUCUCUGCAUGCAGUGCCUCACACACGAGGCACAAAGGUCAGGAACAUCAUCUCACACCGAAGGAUCUUAAAUACACACUGUUCCACCUUUGACAUUGACUUUGUAGCUCGACACUGGAUCACUCCCUUCUCUAAAGACCUGUGCACUAACAACUAACCUUUUUCUAGUCAGAACUGUCUCCUUCACUGGAUUUCAUACUGUUUUUUAUACACCCCCCCCCCCUUUUUUUCCUAAGUCAUACUUACACAGAUCUUUAACUGUGAUUGCACCAGCUUCCUAACACUUUGCUUUUUUUGUUGAUAAAGUUUUGAACCAAGGGAUGAACGCUCAGUGAGUUCACCCUCCUGUGUUGUACAACCACAGUAUGGAAACCGCUAUAGCUGUGUGAGAAUAUGAAUGUAGCUUGACAUCUUUGUGGGGUCAUAUUUUCCUGUGUUGGCCUGUCUUUGUCCCUUGUUUGUGGGGGCAAGUCAGAUGGUGGAAUUGAAUGUUUUCUAAGUCUCCCGUUGCUCACAGUAGUACAGUGUGUGCAGCCCCUGCAAAGCAUCAUUUGUAUGAAGAACGAGUCGUGUGUAUUGCAGUCAUAAAAUGCCUUUGUCUGUGAUUCAGUCAGGCAAAUUACAGGGGGGCAGAGUUGUGCCUAUCCUCGAGUGAAAGAGAGAUAUUUUCAUAGGGAAAGCCACAAGAGAAGAUCAAAGUUCUUCUCUUCCUAACCACAAUGGUUUCAAUGACAUGUGGGGGUCAUUCUCGCUCAUGUCAGCUUUCCAUUUCAUUGAGAGCAUGAUAAUUGAUCUACAACGCUGCUCCAGAAUCAGAUACCUCUUCGGCCUCUGUAGCGUAGAGUAACCUGAGCCCAGGUCCACAGUUAGAGUAUUUCUCGCCUCAUGAAAAGGGUAGAGCAAAGGUCACACGGGGCAAAGGAGACUUAUCAUGCCUCUAGUUCUAUUAUGAUUUAGAAUUAUGCAAUUUUUAUUAUUUUUAAAUUGAGGAAAGAAUUGACAGAUGGAAAAAAAGAGGAUGCAUGUGGUAUCAUUUUAGCUGGUAGAGAUGGGCAAUAGCACUGAUGCUUGUGCAUUGAUAAUUAAAAUGAUUGUAAUUUCAGCUCCCUAAAUAUUAAUUUUCACCAAUUAAAUUACAUUUUGCUAAGGGAACACAAGAGAAUGCAAGGUAGGAAUCAUUAACAAAGUAACAAUGAUCACCGUGUGUUAUGUAUUUAACAGGUUUUUAUUUUAAUAUACAUGUGGCUUCCUCUUUGGUUUCUGUUCCCCAUGCCGUUGUGUUUUAUAGAAUUUGAUUCCGCUCUUCCUCCACAAGUGUGACGCUGUGAAAACGAAAGUUAGACAUGUGAAUGCUGGGAUGCAUUAGCACGACACAGUGGUGGCAUCAACCGCUGAGGCCAGCUUCAGUAGUUAGUGGAGCAAACUACUGAACAGGACUCAGAGCUGAAUGACUGAGAACCUUCCCAGACACACAGACAUCUCCCUCGUCCGUCCCCCCCCCCCAGGUUUUACUCUCUUUUCUGUCUGAUUACAAAUCUGAUCCUUUAUGUGAUUAUUACACUAAAAGGCACAUUAUGUUUUUUUGUUUGUUUGUUUUUUUAAUCAUCUGUUUGCUUUUGAAAUCCUUCCACUUUUCAUAUUUAAAGAAUAAAACUGUGUUUGCGCCGA
Solea solea (common sole) is the source of this 4871-nucleotide messenger RNA. RefSeq names its product APC membrane recruitment protein 2 (gene amer2). Gene Ontology annotation, biological process: regulation of canonical Wnt signaling pathway. Gene Ontology annotation, molecular function: beta-catenin binding; phosphatidylinositol-4,5-bisphosphate binding. The record is from RefSeq and is a predicted model, not a curated record. Gene Ontology annotation, cellular component: plasma membrane. The transcript has a single exon. Lineage: Eukaryota; Metazoa; Chordata; Actinopteri; Pleuronectiformes; Soleidae. Bases 80 to 2200 code for a protein of 706 amino acids.